CAAGAGCACCAAUGGAAGCGUCAGUCUCAACGUAAACAACUAAAGUAAACUAUAAAAACAACAGUAAGUUAGGGGAAGCACUGUGUUGUAUGUGUUGAAGAGCGUCGGUCUACUCGGUGUCAUGGCGAGCAAUACCAUCAAGGAUGAGGCCCACACACCGCCCCUCUUGUCCACACGCAAAAGAAGGUCCGAGACUUGGUUAAAGUCCCAGGAAAAGAGACAGAAGGCCAAAAGAGACAGUGAUGAGGACUAUGUCGACAAGUCCGGGGCUGCUGUAGAGGGGAAGAGAGUAGGUCCGGCAUGUACCUGUAAGAACAAGUGUUACGGAAAAGUUGGGGUGGUGAAUGUUAACAGUUUAUUUAAGGCAUAUUGGGCAUUGGAAAGCCGUGACCUUCAGUCAGAGUAUAUUAACGCCAGGGUGCACACUGAGGAAAUUCCAAGGCUUAAAGUGAAGGGGAGGGAAGCUAGAAAGAAGCAAGGAAAAACUUACACAGUGGUGGUUAAUAAUGUUUCUAUUAAGGUCUGUUCCAUCGCCUUUCUAAAUAUUCAUGCCAUAUGCAAGCAGUGA
Penaeus monodon (black tiger shrimp) is the source of this 568-nucleotide messenger RNA. RefSeq lists its product as uncharacterized. NCBI's taxonomy places the organism in Eukaryota, Metazoa, Arthropoda, Malacostraca, Decapoda, Penaeidae. The transcript is spliced from 2 exons. Bases 122 to 568 code for a protein of 148 amino acids. The record is from RefSeq and is a predicted model, not a curated record.